UUAACUCAGCACCUUAAUUCAGAUCUCUCUCGAGUCUUAACACCCAAUGACCCAAACUUGAUAGACCCAAAGCAAAACACAACACAACUCCAAACUCCACCAUGGCCGAUCACCAACACCAUCUCAUCCAAAAUCACCACCACCAUCACCGUCCUAACCGUAUCUCCCUCCCCCAACGCACCACCACCACCACCGCCGCCGCCGGCAAUCCCAACACACCCAACACUUCAAGACUCUACCCUGUCUACCCAUUCACUCCAUCAUCUUCAUCUUCAACCCCAUCAAAACACCGCCUCUCCUCUCUCCCUUCCUUCACCUCCAAUUCCAAACCCACCACAAAAUCUUCCCUUUCCUUUCUCUUCCUCCUCCUCCUCUUCUCCCUCCGCUCCCUCUAUUCCCUCCUCCCUUUCCUCCGCUCCUCCCCUCCUUCUUUCUCUCUCUUCCCUUUCUCUUUCCUCGUCUCCCUCCUCUCUUUCCUCCUCACCCUCGCUUUCUCUCUCCUCCCAUCCACUCCUUCCUCUCUCAAAAACCCAUUUCACCCAAAACCCCAAAACCAAAUCUUUCUCUCUCUUUCCUCCAUUUCCCAAUCUCAGCUCAGAGCUUUGUUCUUCAAGUCCAUUCUUUUGGCCGUGGUUUUUCUUCUCCGAUUCCAAGCGCUUCGAUAUUGCGGCACUGCCGCAUUGAUUCUAGCUGAAUUGUCUGGCAAUGUGACUGCCCGUUUCGCUUUCGAAUCGAGGGAUCAGAAUUUCGGUGGUGGGUUUGGUCAGAAUCGGAUUUCUAAGGUUCGUGGAUUCUUGGCUUUGUUUUUCGGGUUGUUUUUGUUGGCUGUGAGUUGGGAUCGGAUUGAAUGUUUUCCAUUGUCUGCUUAUUCUGUUGAAAAAUUUGGUGUUUCGGUGUUUCCUAGAGACAAUUGUGUGAGGUUUUGGCCUAUGUUGUUACCGUUUGUUUCUGGGUUUUUGGGUUGCUAUGAUCGUGUUUCGAUGAAUUCCGGGAUAAUUAGGCAACUGGGUCAGAAAAGGGUUAGGCUGAUUUCAUUGUUUUUCACUACAAUUGUGCUUUUUGUGCCUGCUGUUAUUAGCGUAGUUGUGUUCGAAGCUGAGGGAGAUAGUGUUUCCUUUGGGAAUUUGAUUUGGCCUUUGGCAAACACUGUAGUUUUUGGUGUGCUUUUGAGUGAGAAUUAUAGUGAUGAGAAGUUGGCAAGUUCUAAGGAUUUUCGGAGAGAGUUUUUGGUUACAUUUCUGUGCACUCUUGUUUUAGAGCUGUUUUAUUUUGCUGAGCUUUCGCUUUGGGGAUUGUUGCUUUGUGGUUUGUUGCUCUAUGUAGCUGUUAGGGAGUUGGAUCCUGUUUAUUUGAAUUAUCUUGAAUUGGGGAUGGAGUCGCCAGAGUCCUUUUCUACCUCGAUUAUGAAGCCUAUACGGCAUAUUUUGAGUGAGAGGAAGUCACGGAAGAUUGCACUUUUCCUUUUGAUCAACACAGGGUACAUGGUUGUGGAAUUCGUUGCCGGGUUCAUGAGCAAUAGUCUUGGGUUGAUAUCUGAUGCAUGUCACAUGUUGUUUGAUUGUGCUGCUCUGGCAAUUGGGCUAUAUGCUUCAUAUAUUUCACGUUUGCCUGCAAACAAUCAGUAUAACUAUGGACGUGGGAGAUUUGAGGUUCUUUCGGGAUAUGUUAAUGCUGUUUUCCUGGUUCUGGUUGGAGCACUAAUAGUUCUAGAGUCGUUUGAGAGGAUUUUGGAUCCUCAGGAGAUAUCAACUAAUAGUCUGUUAACUGUAUCAAUUGGAGGGCUUGUGGUAAAUGUGGUUGGUUUGAUUUUCUUUCAUGAGGAGCACCAUCAUGCCCAUGGUGGAUGCUCACAAUCUCAUCCUCACUCCCAUUCCCACUCCCACACCCACCAUCAUGAUCAACAUUCUCAUGACCAUACUGGACAUCAUCAUGAAGAUCAUGGAAAUCAUCAUGAAUGUAUCACUGUUUCCCAUGAAUGCCAUGAAAAAUCAUGCUCUGACCAUGGUGACCAUCAUGAACACCACAGCUGUAAUACUCAUGGCGGUGCUGACAGUUGUAAAGACCACAUUAAUGGGGGACACGAUCACCACCAUGACCAAGCUCACCAGCAUGAUCAACAUGACCAUACUCACCAUCAUGACCACCAUCACCAUCAAGCUGAUGAUGACCAUGUCCCUGAUGUCCACCAUCGUCAUCAUCACUCUGAUGGCCAUAAUGUGGCAGACUCUCAUGGUCAAGGAGCAGGUUCCCAAGCUCAUGCCAACUCAACAAAACUUUCAUCUGGUAGAGAUCAACCACAAAAACACCACCAUCAUCAUAUUGACCACAACAUGGAAGGAAUAUUCCUGCAUGUUCUAGCAGACACCAUGGGAAGUGUUGGAGUUGUUAUAUCAACCCUUUUAAUUAAGUACAAGGGAUGGCUCGUUGCUGAUCCUGCAUGCUCAAUAUUUAUUUCAGUCUUGAUUGUAGCUUCAGUUAUUCCAUUACUCAGAAACUCUGCAGAAGUUUUGCUCCAAAGAGUUCCUAGAAUGCAUGAGCAGGAGCUGAAAGAAGCUCUAAAUGAUGUUAUGAAGAUAAGGGGAAUAUGUGGUAUACAGAAUUUUCAUGUGUGGAGCUUUACAAACACAGAUGUUGUGGGGACACUAAAUCUUCACAUCUCAGCAGAAACUGACAAGGCUUCUACAAAGGCACAUGUUUCUCGGAUAUUAAAUGAUGCGGGAAUCAAGGAUUUGACGUUGCAGGUGGAAUGUGUUGGAUAAUCAGUGUGGUAACUUUUGACCUAGUUUUCGUCAUUUGUCGAGAGCAUUAUACAAGUAGCCCAUUUCUUGAGAAGUGAAUGUGAUCAACAUCCUACAAAGAUGCUGUUGGCUUGUAGAGAAGUGUGGAUCCUCAGUGAUGCCCUUAAUCUUGGUUCUUGGAAAAUAAUAUAUAUAUUCCAAGGAGUUGAGACAAAAUGGCCUGGGUUUUGUAAGCAUUAUCAACAGAUUCAUGAUGGCUGCUUAUAAGAUCAGCAUGCUUCUUUCCAACAACUCAUUAAGGAUGAUGGAUUUUGUAUUUUAUCAGUUGGUGACAUUCUAACAGUCUACAAGUUUUGCUUAUAUGAUAAUGCGGUCGUGAAAUUCUGCACACAUGUAAAGAAAUAAGCAAAGGCUGCUGGAUUACUUGGGUAUUCAACUUUUUUGCUAGAAUAGGUAUACUUAUCUGGUUCAUGUCCAUGGGCCAUUGGAUCUUACUGUUCUACUGAUGUUGUAAUUGUGAGACACCUGUUUUCUUGCAUUACUUGUUCUUGAAACACCGUGAGGUGGAAUAUAUCAUUGAACAAUUUUGAUUAUACAUGGUGGAUAAUCAUUCUAUAUCAGUUGUAUAACAUUUAUCUUGAUAGUACUCACUACAUUUUUUGACA
This is a messenger RNA of Quercus robur (English oak), 3403 nucleotides long. RefSeq lists its product as uncharacterized. Gene Ontology annotation, molecular function: zinc ion transmembrane transporter activity. Bases 102 to 2759 code for a protein of 885 amino acids. Gene Ontology annotation, biological process: intracellular zinc ion homeostasis; transmembrane transport; zinc ion transport. Lineage: Eukaryota; Viridiplantae; Streptophyta; Magnoliopsida; Fagales; Fagaceae. Gene Ontology annotation, cellular component: Golgi apparatus; membrane. The transcript has a single exon. The record is from RefSeq and is a predicted model, not a curated record.